Molecule: messenger RNA, 1207 nt
Organism: Lycium ferocissimum
Lineage: Eukaryota; Viridiplantae; Streptophyta; Magnoliopsida; Solanales; Solanaceae
Exons: 5
Coding region: 96-818 (240 amino acids)
Source: RefSeq, a predicted model, not a curated record
AGAGGAAAAACUUAACUUUGUCCAGUCUGCGCUAACUCAGUAAAAAAGUAGCAGCACAACAAACAAUCAUCUAUUUUCUCUCCAUAGUCUUAUCAAUGCUUUCAAUCGCUAAACGACUUCAAAGAUUCCAACCUUGCCUUCAAGUUCGUUCCGCUCAUGCCGCCGCCAGCUCAUCAUCCCCUUCACCGCCGCGGCGACGGCGUUCCAAGUUAUCUCCGUCAUCAAUGUUGAAGAAAAUCGACGAGAAGUCGGAGUGGUGGGUAGUUGAUGGAGAAAUGCACGAAAUUGGGGAAAACAUACCGCUUAGAGAGAGAUUUGUAAUACCCAGACAGAAUAUUCCUAAUAAGCGUCGUAAGCAGAUGCGUGACCAGUUUAUGCGUCGUACUCGCCUGGUUCUUAAAGAAUCUGAGCAUGAACCAUGGUGCAAAAGAUAUAUGGAAUUGUAUAACGAGAUGAGAGAGAACUGGGAGAGGCUAUAUUGGGAUGAGGGUUAUUCUAAAAAGCUGGCUCAAGAUCAUGCAAACUAUGACUCUGCUGAAGAUGAUGAUGAAGAUUUCUCUCCAUACAGGAGAAGUAAACCUUAUGCUGACCAAAUGAAGGAACACGGAGGUACAGGGAGAAAUAGGCAAGGUGAUAAUUGGGAGAAGGUUAGCCUAAUCCGUGAUAAAUUUGAGUAUGACAGAGAGAGAAGAAUGAGAGAAAAAGCAUUUGCACCCAUGAGUGGAGCAAACAACAUCGGUACAGAUUACUCAACUCCCAAGUACCAGGCCUUUGACACUCGGAGAUACAUCUCUGACAGUGAUGGUGACAUUGACUGACAGAAAAGACGCUCGCUCACAUUUCAGAAACUAGCAUCAAUGGUCUCGUUUGUUUGUGAGCAAUUUUCACAUGACACAGAUGAUAACUCAACGUGCGAACCAGCAAGGGAAAUGUUGAAAAUGCUCCUUCAAAGUCACCUGCAUGAGUUCAGUUCAGAUAUCCAGAAAGAAAUGUGCUUAGCGCUCUUUGUAAAUUUCGGAAGCAGACUUCUCUACUCUGUUACUUUUCUACUGCGCUAUCUGUGGAAGGCCGAGCUUUCUUAAAGCAUGUUUUGCGAAGCAAUGUAGCUUGGGAUUUGUAAAGGGACCAUUACUUCAAAUGUGCAAGAAUGGUUGUGCUGCAGAUACAAUCUAUUUUGGGGUUUAGCAAAACGUCUUUGAACUUACUC